Messenger RNA from Trachemys scripta elegans, 7973 nucleotides. It is a transcript of the gene COL27A1, whose product is annotated as collagen type XXVII alpha 1 chain. Lineage: Eukaryota; Metazoa; Chordata; Testudines; Emydidae. The coding region runs from base 35 to 5689 and encodes 1884 amino acids. Gene Ontology annotation, molecular function: extracellular matrix structural constituent. The transcript is spliced from 68 exons. The record is from RefSeq and is a predicted model, not a curated record.
CCGCUCGGGGCGCGGCAGGCUCCGGGCAGGCAGCAUGGGCGGCGGGGCGCUGCGGAUGCUGCUGCUGUUACGCUACCUGGCCCUGGGCGCCGGGCUGGAGCAGGAGCCCUCCGAGCCGGGCUCCGGACUGCACCCAGAUGAAGUGAACUUGCUGGACAAACUGACUUCUUCCGCCCAGGACUUCAGCAAUAUUUCCCUCAGUUAUGACGAAGCCAACUGCAGUGUCUUGGAGGUUGGACAGUACUCCACCCUCAGCAUCCCCACCCGGGAGGCCUUUGGGGACAGGUUUGCAGAUGAGCUGAGCGUGUUGCUGAAACUUAAGUAUUCUCUGAAGGAGGAGACCAGCCUCUUGACGAUCCUCAGUCAUCGUAGCCAUGUGCUGUUCCAGAUCAGGAUUAACCCCCUUGCCUUGGUCUUUGUCACCACUAGGAGGCGACAUUAUGAGUUCCCAGUUUCCAUCCUGGGGGAUGGAGACUGGCAUCAGGUUGCCCUCAGCAUCUCCUCCGAGAGACUGGAGCUGCAUGUGGACUGUCAGCUGGUGGAGAGCGUGGGCUGGUCCAAUUACUUUGGGAUGGGCGUCACCAUGCAGGGGCUGGUCAUUCUUGGAGGCCUGAUUGAAUCUUUUGAGAUUCCCUUUGAGGGUGCUCUGCAGCAACUGACCUUCCAGAUGGGAGACCCGGGGGCUGCCGGUGAAUACUGUGGAGGCUACAAUCCCAGAUGCGCCAGCGCUUUCAGCACUGAAGCUUUCCGCAACCAGUCCCGCUCCCCAGGGGAGCUUUCUCCCGCUUGGCCAGAGGUGCCAAAAGAAACCAAUGAAAUUCAGGAAUCCUACACUCAGGGCUCAAAAUUUACUACUUCAGAUUUGGCCGUGCGGCCACCCCUGGUGUGGGAGAAUUCCCAAGAGAACCUUAGGCCCAGGCCCAAUGGAAGUGCCCUCACUUCAGCCCCUUCUACUAAAAGGCUCUCUGCUGAGGAGGAGGAAGAGGAGGAACACCUUUCUAUUGAAGAGGAAGGCUUUGAGCUUUUGAACGCCACCUACAAUAAAAUCACAGGACCUGGCAGGCCCGGGGUUGGCAGAAGCGAGUUGGAGGUCACCGGAAAUGCCAGUGAUUCCAUUACCACGGUUACCUCAGUUCCUGCUUCUGGGCGUCGAGAUGUUCAGGUGGCUGAUGACAACAUUAUCCUUUCGCGAACCUCCACCAAAGUCAACAGACCGGCUUCCAAGAAAGACCACGUUUCGAAACCCCAGGAUGAGAACAUCACUAUGGAAAAGCUGAAGGGAGACACGGGCUCUCGGACCUGGUUCUCACGCAGCAAACCGAUUGAUGCCAUCAUAGACCUAGACAACCCUUCCAUCUUCUCCAAAGUCUCUGCAGAGGUCAGCCAGACAGCGGUCUCUGCAGGAAACAUAGCCAGGGCCCCCUCUUCUGACUCCCAUAGGAAGGCGGAGGCACCUGUGGGUGAAGGAACCCUAGAGAGCCCUUCUAAAGCUUCCCUAAGCCCCGAGGAUGCUGUGAAACCAAUGCAGAUAUCACUGGAUACUGAGGUGGUCCCCACAGAGCACAACAAAGGGGUCGUGCAUCAAGGGAAGACAGGCAGUGAAGCAAAGGGGAGUGAGGACCAUGGUCAGGCCGGUGUCUUGUGGACAGCAGCAGACGGUCAACAGGUUCGAGUGAAGCCAGGACCCCGGGGGCCGCAAGGACCACCAGGUUUGCCUGGUUGUCGAGGGAGACGCGGACCUCUGGGACCCAAAGGAGACAAAGGGUACUCUGGUGCAAUGGGGAGAACAGGCCCCCCAGGAGAUCCAGGCCCCCCAGGCGUCCCUGGUGUACCUACCGUUGUUCUCUGGAGAAAUUCAAAGGAGGACUGGCUGGCGUUCAUGCAAUCCUCAUUUUACCAGCUUCUCCAUGCAGGCUGGCCGAGACAUCCAGGACCACGUGGGCUGCCGGGGCAUCCGGGGAAACCAGGAUUACCUGGUCCGCCCGGAUAUCCAGGAGACCCAGGAGAUAAAGGCCGGUUGGGGUAUAUGGGGGAGUCUGGACUUCAGGGCUUCCUGGGACACGCUGGUUUCCCUGGCUCAGAUGGGCUUCCUGGAAUGGAUGGAAAGCCUGGACCACCUGGGUUACCAGGAGAGCAGGGCCCUCAGGGAUUUAAGGGCGACCAAGGUCCAGCUGGAGAGAAAGGAGACCAGGGGUUCUUGGGUGACCCCGGACCACCUGGGGAAAAAGGAGAAAAGGGGACAAAGGGGGUGAAAGGACAAAACGGCCCUUCUGGACCUGCUGGAGCUCAGGGGAUGAUGGGUGUCAAGGGUGCUUCAGGGUUCCAGGGCCUGCCUGGACCAGAGGGGGAAAGUGGUGCAGUGGGUUCUCCAGGGCCGGCCGGACCUGUGGGGGAGCCGGGGCAGCCGGGGCCAGUCGGAUUACAAGGAGUCAAUGGCUCUCAGGGAGAAAUGGGCCCUUCCGGCUUGCCAGGCCCACGGGGCCCGAAGGGACCACAAGGCUUGCAAGGGAGACGUGGACCUCCAGGGCCUAGAGGAUCACAGGGUCCACUUGGGAUAGAAGGAUCCUCUGGGCCUAAAGGAGACCCGGGAGCAGUCGGUCCUUCUGGACUAAGAGGAGAGCGUGGUCAAGAAGGCCCCAUGGGGUUGAUUGGAAUGCCAGGUUCAAAAGGACUUCCAGGAGACCAGGGUGGUGAAGGCACAGAUGGAGUGAAAGGGGACAUGGGAACCAAAGGAGACAAGGGAGAACGUGGGCCACAGGGGAUGAAAGGGCCCCCAGGAGUUCGAGGUCAAAUGGGUCUGCAAGGAUUUCCUGGACCCAGAGGGCCGGCUGGACGCCAAGGACAUGACGGGGAGGAAGGACAAAUAGGCCCACCUGGCCAGAACAACAGUGAAGGGCCAAAGGGCAGUCGAGGACCAGAUGGCUCGAAGGGAAUGCCUGGGCCAAGAGGACACAGGGGCCGUACGGGCCAGCGUGGGUUGGUUGGAAUCCCAGGACCCCCAGGCUUACGAGGCGUUCCUGGAAUAGCAGGCCCAGAAGGAAAGCCUGGUACACAGGGUGUAUCAGGUGUCAUGGGGAGCCCUGGCAGAAAGGGACCAGCUGGUGCUGGUGGCUUACCAGGUGACAGAGGGCAUGAUGGACCUACUGGACCAAUAGGCCCUCCAGGAAAACCAGGACCAGACGGAGACCCAGGUUCACCGGGGCCAAGGGGGCUGCCUGGUAAACUUGGCUUGGAAGGACUGCAAGGACCUGUCGGCAUGUAUGGCUACCCAGGACCUGUUGGUGACAGAGGAAAGGCAGGACCCAGGGGUGAAAAGGGAGAGCCCGGAGUCCGGGGCCCACCAGGAUUUCCAGGAAAAGCCGGUCCCAAAGCUCCCCCCGGCCCACCUGGUGGGAAAGGUCCCCCUGGUCCACAGGGGAGACUGGGAGACCCAGGUCCCAGAGGGCUUCCGGGACUGCUGGGGCCUCCAGGCAUUCAAGGGCCAGAUGGCAUCAGCGGUAAGCCUGGUGUGCCAGGAGAGAAGGGGCCUGCUGGACUGAGUGGGGCUGCAGGACCGGCUGGAUACCCAGGCCAGGAAGGGCCAGCUGGGCCAGAAGGGCCUUUGGGGGAGAAAGGAGAGAAGGGUGAAGUGGGAGAGCUGGGAGAAGCUGGCAUCAGAGGCCUGGAUGGAGAGCAGGGUUCCCCGGGACUCCCUGGAGUGGAAGGUCAGCCUGGGUCCAAAGGGGAGCAGGGAGAGGCAGGAAUCCCAGGGGCUCCAGGUGUCAAUGGAGGCUCUGGGGAGCCAGGAGAGGACGGGCCGAAGGGACACCCUGGGAGACCUGGGGAACUAGGAAAAGAGGGUGACAUCGGGGAGCCCGGAGAUAUGGGGGAGCCCGGGCCCAGGGGCAAAAAGGGUGACCCCGGCCCCAGGGGCCCUCUUGGAAUGCCUGGACCAGGUGCCGUUAUGGGAGAAACUGGUGGAAAGGGGCUUAAAGGAGAGAAGGGGCAAGAAGGUUUACUGGGCCAGGUCGGUGUGAUUGGGGUUGCAGGACCUGCUGGAGCUAGAGGACGAAUUGGUGAAGCAGGCAUCCUAGGUCCACCCGGGUUAGCUGGCCCUGAGGGAGAGAAGGGGGAUCCAGGACCAAGUGGACUGAUUGGCCCAGCUGGUGUGGCUGGAUUGGAGGGAGUCCCUGGGGAAGAUGGAAGAAAAGGAGAGCGAGGCAAGCCAGGGCCUGCCGGUGCAGCAGGCUCCAGGGGUGAAAGUGGGAGCCAAGGACUCAAGGGCUUUGGCGGGCCUGACGGACCCAAAGGAGAUGCAGGGGGAAAAGGAGAGACUGGCCAUCAGGGUUCCUGUGGGCCACCUGGAGAAGUGGGAGCAGCAGGGCUAAGUGGCGUUGAAGGCCCUCCAGGUGAGAGGGGGAAGCUGGGGGAGCCAGGAGAACCAGGACGAACGGGGCCUCGAGGACAGCUGGGUCCGGAGGGACAGAGGGGUCGUAAAGGAGAAAAGGGGAACAGCGGGCGCGAAGGAGAUCAGGGCCUCCCUGGCAAUCCAGGCAGACGGGGCAAGCGAGGCAAAGCUGGGCGCAAGCUCCCAAGAGGCCCCAAGGGGCCCAAGGGCCAUCCAGGUGAACCAGGGUCAGAGGGACCACGUGGCCCACAAGGACCUUAUGGGAUUCCUGGACUGAAAGGGGUGAAGGGAGACCAGGGACCAAAAGGACAGAAGGGUGAGAAAGGCAGCAAGGGAUAUCGUGGCCCGCAAGGAGAUGAUGGCUUCAAGGGCAAGCAAGGACCCAUAGGUGCACCUGGAAGGCCUGGAUCAAAGGGAGAGCAGGGUAAUAUCGGCCCACCUGGUCCACGGGGAUCCUCCGGCUUCCCUGGAAUGCCAGGCUUAUUUGGACAAAAAGGACUUAAAGGUUUCCAAGGCCUGCCAGGACCCAAAGGCGAGCCAGGCCUGCCUGGUGCGCCCGGCCUUGCCGGUCCCAGGGGACCCUCGCUAAAUGUCUCCAUGGAGGAACUGAAGCAUCUGAUUUAUUCAACCAACAAACUGAACUACGCCAGGGUGUGGGCUCUUCUGGACAACUUGGGCCAUGAGCUGAAGCUCCUGGUAGAGCCCCCAAAUGGCACUCAAGACAACCCGGCUGCCAACUGCAAGGAGCUCCUCCUGGCUCAGCCUGACCUGCCUGACGGUUAUUAUUACAUAGACCCCAAUCAAGGCAGUCCGCAGGACUCUCUGCUGGCCUUCUGCAACUUCACGGCAGGGGGAGAGACCUGUAUCGCUCCAGUACGCAAUCAGGUGCCUAUCAAAGCCUGGCUGAGAGCUUACACCUCCAAGGAGACCUUUGAGUGGUUCAGCGCCCUGCCUGGGGGCUUCCUGCUGGAAUACCAGGGCGCCAGCACCGUCCAGCUCCGCUUCCUGAAGCUGCACAGCAGCCUCGCCACCCAGAAGGUGUCGUACUCCUGCAGGCCUGACGCCAACGGAGCGCCGCAGCUGGAGAAAGACGUCAAAUUCCUAGCGGACUCCAGGGAGCAGAGCUACCUGACCACGCUGCCAGGCUGCAUGCUGGACAACGAGUCUUCGAUCACAGACACCAUCUUCCAGUUUUCCACCGAGGAGCUGGCGCUCUUGCCCCUGCGAGACCUGGCUGUGUUUCACAAUGGAGAUGUCUCACACCAGUUUGGCUUCACGGUUGGUCCAGUUUGCUUCAGCUGAAUCCAGAAACAAAAAUCCACUUUCCUUUUGGGGAAUAUAUGACUGCAAAGGAGAAAGGAACUAAAAAAAACCCUUCCCAUUGCUGCACUUCUGGCUGGCUUUUGAAAGCUACCCUUCCUAUUUAUAAGGUAAUGUUCAUAGCUGCAUUAUGCCAUGGACUACACGGCCUUCUGAAGGAGGAGACUAUUGUUUACAAAAGUAAUUUCUCUAUAAAUAUAUAUAUAAAAGGUGCUAAUUUAAUAAUUGAUGGGAAAAUUGUCAUUUAACUCCAUCCAUUAGGGGCUGCUUAAAAGGAGAUCCAAGCUUUCAGCUGGGACCAAGUUUGCUUCCCCUUGUUCAAUUGCACAGGUCCCUGGGUCCCUUUCUCUGCUGCAGCACCAAUGGAUUAGCACAGGCAACUAGCCAGGCCAUUGGUGCCCAUGGAGAUCAGGCCAAUCACACAACAGCUGGAGCUGGCUGGGAAUUUUUCCACAAGUGUGUGUUCAUCGAAAAAUGACCAUUUCUCAAAACCGGAACUUUUUGUAGGAAAGGGUCAGUUGAGAUGAGAUUUGACUCAAAAAUGUCCCUGGAAAAAUUCUGGGUUUUUGGUUUAAAACUAUGUUGCGUUUCUAAAUUUAAGCUGUGUAACAAUGGUUGAAAUCAAAACAUUUCAACGGUAGCACAAUGAAACGUUGCUGGGUGACCGAAGCUGAAUAUUUGUUCUUUUUGGAUUUUCAAGGUGUGAAAAUUGUCACGAUUUUCACUUUUUCCCAAUUCAGGGUAGGGAGGAAUAUAUUGACAUAGGGUGACCAGACAGCAAGUGUGAAAAAUCAGGCCGGGGAUGGGGGGGGUAAUAGGAGCCUAUAUAAGAAAAAGACCCAAAAAUCUGGACAUCUGGUCACCCUAUAUUGACAGCUCAAAAAUGUCUGCAGAAUGGGAGAAGGGAUUCCCGCCCAGCUCUAACUGCAAACUAUCUCCAGGAGGUUCUACAUACUACCACCCUGCUGGCCUUACGGGACGAGUAGCACCUUGCCUUUCAGUUCUUAAAGAAAAUACACGAGAUUAUUCAUGCAAACUCUUCACUUGGUCAGCCAGCAACGUGUUUGUUAGCACUGCUGCCCCAGGUGUGAUUGUGAAAGAUGGCAUGAGAAAUACUGCCAUCAACUCCUGAACUUUAUCAAGCUCGGUAGAAGGGAGUAUCAUAUUUAAUGGCAGUUAAAUUAAGAUGCCCUCCUUAAAUCAUUACAAUAAGCAACAAAUGCUGCCAAUUUUUCAGGAGUAGUUAGGGGAGAAAAUUCACUAUGUAGAGAAAAGGGAUAAAAUUUGUAGCAGGAGGCUCCUAUCCAUGUGAUGAAGGUUUAUUUAAGGCCUCCUUUCACUAAGGGAGACAUACUGAAGGGCAAGAAGUGUCUAGAAUCUGCUGCACAAUGAACUGGUACAUCAGGAGUUGCUGCUGAGAAUCGGCCUAUUUACAACAGUUCUGUUGUACAUGGGCAUGUUUUCUAGCAGGUGCUGCCAACCUUGAGGCAGAGCCCUAUUUCUAUUAGCUGGCUUGGGACAGGGUCGGGGUCCUAGAGGAUCAGCAGCAGUUUUACAAUUCAGCCCCAUUCCUGGAGUCCAAGUCCACCCCCCACGCAGGAGGCACCUAUUGUUUGGAAGAGAUCUGAUUCCCUUUGUAGCUCUUCCUAUAAACCCAAACACCUGCCUUGCUUACAGAUGGGCUUGUUUUGCUCUUAAAAAGCCAAGUGCGUGAAAUCUCACAUUUAAAAACAAUGCUGUGGGUAUGGGCAAGCUAGCAGGAAUUAACUAAGCCCAGGCAUGCGUCAUCCCAAUGUGUGUUUGUGGACUGAUGAGUGGGGGAGCGAGGGCAGCUGCAUGCACUGCUUAGCUCUAGGCCACUAGUGUUUUGCAACCUAUUUGUAAGUGCAGCUUCCCCCUAGUAAGGAUUGCUGUUCAGAGCCCUCACCCUCACUGGCCAGGGGGAGGUACAAGGGGAAGCUGAAGCUGUUCAGAGCCCUCACCCUCACUGGCCAGGGGGAGGUACAAGGGGAAGCUGAAGCUGUUCCCAGCAGUGUGAUAAAGCCCUGUACUCGGUUAAAUUCUGCUUCAACGUCCUUCGGCUGAGGUCUUUUACUGUUUAAAUGUGAUGACAUCCAUUGCUGGCAGUGGAUGUACCAAACUCACCAUUGACCAGGGGCUCUGGCCGCAGGGUUCACUGCUCUCCUCUUAUUUGUAUAAUUUGCAUUUUUAGCCUGACCUCUAUAUGAUAUGCUGGUCAUUUUGUAUAAAGAUGGGAUGCAUUUUA